This is a messenger RNA of Corylus avellana, 690 nucleotides long. RefSeq names its product cytochrome c. Lineage: Eukaryota; Viridiplantae; Streptophyta; Magnoliopsida; Fagales; Betulaceae. The record is from RefSeq and is a predicted model, not a curated record. Gene Ontology annotation, molecular function: electron transfer activity; heme binding.
CCUCGGAGUCGGAGAGCUUAAAACCCUAACCCCUAACGAACCCUUUGAUCUAAGAGAGUGGAAAUUCCAUUACAUUUCAUUUGAAGAGAAAAUGGCGAGCUUCGAUCAAGCUCCACCCGGUGAUCCCAAGGUGGGAGAGAAGGUAUUCAAGACCAAGUGCGCCCAGUGCCACUCCGUUGACAAAGGCGCUGGUCACAAACAAGGUCCUAAUCUGAAUGGUCUUUUCGGAAGGCAGUCUGGCACAACUCCUGGGUACUCCUAUUCUACUGCAAACAAGAACAUGGCCGUUACUUGGGAAGAGAAGACGUUGUAUGAUUACUUGCUUAAUCCAAAGAAGUACAUUCCUGGAACAAAGAUGGUUUUCCCUGGAUUGAAGAAGCCACAGGAGCGUGCGGACCUCAUUGCUUAUCUGAAGCAAGCAACUGCCUGAUUCUUUUGCUUAGGUCAUAUAAUAUUUUGUCAGAAUUUGAAGAGUUUGGCUAGUGGUGCCAAUUUGAAAAUUUUUAUUGAAAAGAAGAAAAUACUUUCUUGUUAAAAUAAGAUCUUCAGGCAUUUAACAUGCUCUCUUUGUUGGAGAAAUAGGCUGCAUGUCCAAAAAAAUUUUGUUUAAUCCCUUCUUAUAUGGCACAUUUCAUGAACGACAGAUGAUUUUAUAAGAUCUGAUAUGCGACUGUUUGCUGUUUUUGCUUC